This is a messenger RNA of Mesitornis unicolor (brown roatelo), 426 nucleotides long. RefSeq names its product leupaxin-like. The annotation marks the transcript as partial. NCBI's taxonomy places the organism in Eukaryota, Metazoa, Chordata, Aves, Mesitornithiformes, Mesitornithidae. The transcript is spliced from 3 exons. Gene Ontology annotation, biological process: endothelial cell migration; negative regulation of B cell receptor signaling pathway; substrate adhesion-dependent cell spreading. The record is from RefSeq and is a predicted model, not a curated record.
GGGAAGGUGUUUGGAGAGGACGGUUUCCACGAGCGGAGCGGGAAGCCCUCCUGCCGCCAGGACUUCCUGGCCAUGUUUGCCCCCAAGUGCCAGGGCUGCGAGCGCCCCGUGACAGACGAUUACCUGUCAGCCCUGCAGAGCGUCUGGCACCCCGAGUGCUUCGUGUGCACGGAGUGCCUGAGUGGCUUCACCAGCGGCUCCUUCUUUGAGCUGGAGGGUCGGCCCUACUGCGAGCAGCACUUCCACCAGCGCCAGGGCAGCAUCUGCCACGGCUGCGGCCGCCCCAUCACCACGGCCGCGGGUCGCAAGUACCACCCCGAGCACUUCAUCUGCGCCUACUGCCUGCGCCAGCUGCACAAAGGCUCCUUCCGCGAGCGCAGCGACAAGAUGUACUGCCAGGCCUGCCACGACAAGCUCUUCCUCUGA